AGCGCCGCUGGCUGCCGAUAGCCGGGCCCUCAGCUCUGCACGCGCGGGGGGAAGAUGGCGGCUGCGGCCGGUGGGCAGCGGGGGCGGCGCGGCGACGAGCGGCGGCUCUGACCGGGGUCUCCUCGGCGCUACGGAGAGAGCCCGGAGGGCCUCUGCGGGGCGGCUCGGGAGCAGGCGGAGCCCCCCCCCUCCCCCCUGCGCGGGGGUGGCGGCGGAGGGCGGUAGUCCCGGCCGCGAGGAGCCGGUGCUUGGGGUGUGAGGGCGGGAGCCGGCUCUGAGGGGCGAGGUGGGCGGGGGGAGGGCGAGGGGCCGGGCUGAGGAGGGGCCGCUGGGCUGAGGCGUUGAGGGACUGAGGUAUUUGAGGGGCUGAGAGGCAGGCUCCGUGGUGCUGAGGUGCUCGGGCGCUGUCGCUUUGUGGGGCUGAGGCCCAGAGAUCCUGAGGUGUCGAGGCGCUGAGGCCCAGAGGCGUGGAGGCGGCCGGCCGGCGGGCAGCAGGAAGGCUGGCUCGCUGCAGGAGGCGGCUGCGCCGGUGGCUCCCCGCGUUCCUGGCCUUGGGCUGCUGGGCGCCCCACGCCAUGUUCUCGGUGCUGUCCUAUGGCAGGCUGGUGGCCCGGGCAGUGCUGGGCGGCCUCUCUCAGACCGACACCCGUGACUACAGCUUGGUGACGGCCAGCUGUGGCUUUGGCAAAGAUUUCCGCAAGGGGAUCCUCAAGAAAGGCAUGUGCUACGGGGAUGACGCCUGCUUUGUGGCCCGGCACCGCACGGCAGAUGUGCUCGGAGUAGCAGAUGGUGUCGGUGGCUGGAGGGACUAUGGGGUUGACCCUUCUCAGUUCUCAGGGACUCUCAUGCGAACAUGUGAACGUUUAGUAAAAGAAGGACGGUUUGUACCAAGUAAUCCUGUUGGGAUUCUCACUGCAGGUUAUUGCGAGCUGCUGCAGAACAAAGUACCUUUGCUUGGAAGCAGCACAGCUUGCAUAGUAGUUUUGGACAGAACAAGUCAUCGUUUACAUACAGCCAACUUGGGAGAUUCUGGAUUUUUAGUAGUCAGAGGAGGAGAAGUAGUACAUCGAUCUGAUGAACAGCAGCAUUACUUCAACACUCCGUUCCAACUGUCGAUAGCUCCACCAGAAGCAGAAGGGGUUGUCUUAAGUGACAGCCCUGAUGCUGCUGAUAGUACUUCUUUUGAUGUCCAACUCGGAGACAUUAUUUUGACUGCAACAGACGGAUUGUUUGACAACAUGCCUGACUACAUGAUUCUGCAGGAGUUAAAAAAGCUGAAGAAUUCCAACUAUGAGAGCAUACAGCAGACUGCAAGAAGUAUUGCUGAGCAAGCUCACGAGCUGGCGUAUGAUCCCACUUACAUGUCACCCUUUGCACAGUUUGCAUGUGACAAUGGCUUGAACGUGAGAGGGGGGAAACCAGAUGACAUCACCGUCCUUCUUUCUAUCGUAGCUGAGUAUACAGACUGACGUGCCCGCAGUGCCAGCUGCCGAUGUUGUCAUUAUCCCCGAGCUCCCAGCUUCACACGUGUGGUUUCCUGCUGGCAGGAUGGCUUUCUUCCUUUGCAGCUGAUCUCAGCAGCCAGUUUGCGAGCUCAUUGCCUGUCUUGAGACACAACUGAAGUCCUUGUUAAGAACCACUCUCGUAGUGCACUGGUCUCUGUCUGCCAGCAAGAAGUGAAGAAGCAGCUCAAGGCUUGAAGCAUGUCUUUCAGAGCUUAGCAAUUGUCCAUAAAAGGGGGAGGAUCAAUCCCACGUUGUUACUGCAUUUGAAAUGUGACUUACUUUCAGAUGAAUAGAAUUGGUUUAUCAUCUUUCAGACUAGAUUCAAUAGCUAAAACCUCUACAAGAGGGCAUAUUAUUCUAUCUACUAGAAACAUUCACUGUUCGUUAAAGGGUAUGUUACAGAACACAGUUUCCUAAGCGUAGUCUUGUUACAGUGAUAGCUGAGGUUUCGUGUUUCUAAGCUCCGGUUUUCAGGAGGUUUAUAACUGCUGUAAACAUUCUGCUCUUGCCAUACACGGUGUCAGCCUAGGAGCCUUUUCUAGUACGAAAUUUCAAAAACAUACUGUAGGUCAAGUUGUAUGGAUGCAAAUGUGUUUUGUGAUUUCAGGUGCUUAACUGUGAUCUUAAAAAGUUCUGCAGAUCAUUUGUCCACGAUGGGGCUGGUAUCUGGAUGUUUUGGCUGUGGAUAACUAUCUUUUUUUUAAACACAAACUAUAACUGUCUAAAAAACAAACCCGAGAUGGUCGAAGCUGAGGUCCUUCAAAGCAUUUUAACCCAUCUGACCGGCGCAGGGUGAUACGGCGUCAAUGCUGCAGGGGGAGGCUGCACAGAGAGCAGCUCAGCCUCAGCUCCGAGCAUCGUUGCUUUUGGUACAUGAAUCUGUUGUUAACGAAACGUAAUUUGUAUGAAUAUUGCCAUUCUUGCUUGUGUAGAACAGCACGUGCUGCACCGAGUGAAGUCCAGACGAUCCUCGUUUUUUCUGGCUCCCACACACACCUCUUUGCUUAUGCUGUGGCAGCAGCAGUGAGUACAUAAAUGGAAACCAUCAGUGAAUAAUCAGCAAAACGUAACAUUUCAGAAACUAAAGUUUAGGGUUUUCGGAACGAACCUUAAUGAUGUUUACAGUUAUCCAACAGCCACUUUGCAAUAUGACAUUUCCUUUGGAAUCACAGCAGCUCACAAUUGUUCCCCCCGUUCCAGCAAGCUUUCCUUUCUAUUUUGAGGUUCAUACAAAUAGCUGAUAGCUGUAAAGAUAUAUAUAUUUUUGGUCAGUUUUUCAUUAACUUUUUUGCUGGUAGAAGAGUAUGUAGAAAUAAAUUAAAGCCAUGUUUUUAUAUAUAAAAAGUCGGGUAAUGUUGAUGUCUAGGGGAGUGCAGUUAAACUCGGUCAGUAAGCAAUCUUACCUGCUCUCAGGAGGAGAUCUUUACUACCUGGUUUAUUGCAUUAAAACCGUUUAAGUUUGAGGUUACCUCAACUUGUUUAAAGAAUUUUUGUGGACUUGUACUGUAUAUUUGCGUAACUAUGUCAAGCUUUUAUUUAAGAUCAUUUAACAUGUACCAUGUACAUGUCAUUUUGCUCUAUUUCAAUGCAUCGUGCUUGUAACAGGCAUUUCAUUUAUAAUAAGUGAUUCAUUUGGAAGCUCUUCAGUAAUUUAUCUGCUAUUCCUAAAUUGGCAUAAUGUUACGUAUCUAUUUUAAAUCACCUUGUAAUUACUUGUCAAAAUGCCUUAACUGCCCUAACUUGACCAAAAUCUUAUUUUGGUGAGGGUAUGGGGAGGAUUAUGUUGACGAAGACAAAUUAAUUAGUUCUGCGAUACGUGGAGCAGUGAGUGGUGGAUAACUUUGCACAAACUGUCAGUCUUUGUUUUUAAAGUUGAACAAGCUGUAUCCUGGCUGUCUCGUUAGAAGGAAUGUAUUCAUGCUGCAGUAUAGGGCUUUGUUUCUCGUAUUUGGGAGGGGCGUUUCCCUCUCCAAUCUGGGUAUCUUCACAUUUUAUUCUUCAGUAUUGACUGUCGUGUUUCUUCAUUAGAGCUGAUUUGAUCAAUUACUCUUUCCCUUGAACUUACCUUAAAGUGAUGCCCUUGUAGACCCAGACUGUUUUGCACUCUGACUCCUCGCUCUCACUACACUCAUUUCCAGCCUUCUUUCCCCCCCCCCCCCCCCCCCCCCCCUCCCCCCUCCACUUUUUAGACCUAUAAAUUGAGAAAUGUAUGUGGAUCAGACAGAUGAGUACAGCAGAGGUGUGUCCCCGCGUGAGGUGUUGCAUGUGCUGUACUCUGCCUCUGCUGGUCCGGGGCCUGGAGUCCUCCACCGGAGAGAUUCGGCCACCUCCCCAGAAGCGAACUGUGCUGCCUGCUGGGUUUGAGCCUCUGCCUUGCUGUUGGUGUUGAAGCAGUUCGUAGCUGAGCGGUGUCUAUAAAGCCAUCUGCCUCACAUCACAUCCUGAUUUUCUUUUAAUAAAGAACAAAAUCGGAUUUUAAUUUACAAUUCAUGAGUUUACCCCUCACUGGACACACCAAAGACCAGUAAAGCUGAUAGCUUUUCCAUCUGUUUAUAAAGCAAUACUGUAUUAUAAAGAAUCGAUAUUUUUAUCACACGCUUGUUUUUGUUCUGUUUUGUUUUUUUUUUUUUUUUUAAGAUAUGCACUCUAAACAUAUCAAACCUAAUUUCUUCCUAUGAACUUAAGCUGUCUGCGCACAACAAAUUUUUGGAAGAGGAAAUGACAGGGCCCAUACUAUCAAAGUAACUUUAAAUGAUGCAGGAAGCAGUAACGCUUCCGAGGAAUUAGGUUCUUGGGACUGGUCAUGGGACGAGCGUACGAGAGAGGUGUUCCAUGGAAUGGGAACAUGCGGGAAUGGCUUCAGUUCCUGUGAGCUGUCAGGAGCUGGCUGUAGUGGAGCAGGAAUCUGAAGGGAAGGGGCGAUACCUGCACCCUGCGGGGCCGUGCCGUGUAACGGUGCACGCAGGGGUUGGGAUUUCUGCAGCUGUUACUCGGUAUAUGGGUGAAAAAAGGGCUCAGAUGCGGUGAAUUGGAAAAGUCUGUGGUUCCGUGCUACUUCGAUGGCUAUCUUUGGGAGACCUACAACAUAUGGUUUCUGUCUGCACUUUCUCUGUGUUUGUAAAGAAGGUAUGGCUGGGGAGGAAAAAAAAAACAAGAAGAUUUUGGGACCAGACAGGAGUGGGUAAGGGAGAUGGGAGAGGUGAGGUAAAGCACCGUGGGAUGGAAUCUCCAUCUCUCAGCAGUGGACAUCCUUUCUCCGGGGAGAAACCAGCCUGUGUGUGUAGAAGCAGACUGUAUGAAGUAGUUUCUUCCAAAGAUAGCUGAAAUAAUGAAGCAAAUCCGAGUCUGUAUCUAAUGAGGAUGCUUUUUUUUGUUGUUGUUAAAUGAGACUAUCAUCUAUGCUUACCUAAGAGGCGAUUAUGUGAAUUUCAUGUCUGAGGUAUAACUUAUGCAGGAAUAGUUCUGUAAAUACAUUUAAAUGAAUUGUAAAAAUAUUUAAUAAAUAUAGUAUUUAUACUAAAA
Messenger RNA from Gallus gallus (chicken), 5027 nucleotides. It is a transcript of the gene PPTC7, whose product is annotated as PTC7 protein phosphatase homolog. The record is from RefSeq and is a predicted model, not a curated record. NCBI's taxonomy places the organism in Eukaryota, Metazoa, Chordata, Aves, Galliformes, Phasianidae. The transcript has 6 exons. The coding region runs from base 576 to 1469 and encodes 297 amino acids.